This is a messenger RNA of Aegilops tauschii subsp. strangulata, 2102 nucleotides long. RefSeq names its product patatin-like protein 2. Gene Ontology annotation, biological process: lipid metabolic process. The record is from RefSeq and is a predicted model, not a curated record. NCBI's taxonomy places the organism in Eukaryota, Viridiplantae, Streptophyta, Magnoliopsida, Poales, Poaceae. Gene Ontology annotation, molecular function: monoacylglycerol lipase activity; glycerophospholipase activity.
AUGCUUUGCCACAUCCUGCCCUUCACUUUUAAUUCGUAGCUUGGGGCUUGGCUCGUCUAUCGGACUCUAAAUGGCAAGUGGUAGUUCUUCGGAAGAAGGAGCACGCCAGAACUCCGCCGACAAGGACAAGCUGAUCACCGUUCUGAGCAUCGAUGGCGGCGGCGUCAGAGGGAUCAUUCCAGCUACCAUCCUUGCCUUCCUUGGAGAGGAAUUCAAGAAACUGGAUGGGCCAGAAGCUAGGAUCGCAGACUACUUUGACGUCGUCGCCGGCACGAGCACCGGCGGCCUCUUGACGGUGAUGCUCACGGCGCCAGAUAAGAACGGGCGGCCCUUGUUCGAUGCCAAGGAGCUGGCUCAGUUCUACAUCGAUGAGUCACCGAAGAUCUUCCCACAGAAGAACUCAUUCUUCGGCAAGAUUGGCACAGCUCUGAGGAUGGUGCGCGGGCCCAAAUACAACGGCAAGUACCUCCAUGCGCUGCUUCGUCGGUACCUCGGCGAGACGAAGCUGGAUGGGACGCUGACCAAUGUGGUCAUCCCGACCUUCGAUAUCGCAUACCUGCAACCCACGAUUUUCUCAAGCUUUCAGUUGAAGCACUCGCCUGCGAAAAACGCACUCCUGUCGGACAUCGCGAUCAGCACCUCCGCCGCACCGACGUUCUUCCCGGCACACUACUUCGAGACCAAGGACGACAAAGGCGAGCCGAGGGCCUUCAACCUCGUCGACGGCGGCCUCGCCGCCAACAACCCUACGCUAUGCGCGAUGAGCCAAGUGUCCCAGGACAUCAUCGUGGGGGACGGUGAGUUCUUCGUGGAGAACCCGGUGGACUACGGCAAGUUCAUGGUCGUCUCCAUCGGCUGCGGGCUGAACCCGAAAGAGAGCUACAGCGCCAAGGACGCCGCCAAGUGGGGAAUCCUGAACUGGAUCGUCAAGGACGGCACCGCCCCCAUCGUCGACAUGUUCAACGCCGCCAGCGCCGACAUGGUGGACAUCCACCUCUCCGUCCUCUUCGGCGCCCUGCGCUCCUCCCACCGCUACCUGCGCAUCCAGUACGAUCAGCUGAGCGGGAGUGCGGGCUCCAUCGACGACUGCUCGAAGGAGAACAUGGACAGGCUGGUGCAGAUCGGGCACGAGCUCCUCAGGAAGAACGUGUCCCGGGUGGACCUGGAGACCGGCCGCAACGUGGAGAUGCCUGGCCAGGGCACCAACGCGGAGCAGCUCGCCAGGUUCGCAAAGCAGCUCUCCGACGAGCGCCGCCGCCGCAAAAAGGCGCUUCAGGUUAACUAGCAGCUGGCCGCCGGCUCGCUCUACUGUGUUGAAUCUUGCUCGUUUGGUGGAUGUUUUCCAUUCAGUUCUUUUUCUUGGUACAGCGAUGUACAGUAAUAUUGUACAGUUAUGUGAUAGUAUUGUGCCACGGUUGGAAAAUAAACUAAGGGUGUUCCUGUUUUGCUGGAGCGAGUGUUGAUCACAUUAUUUGCCUUGUUUCCCGACUAUCUUUCAGUCCAAUACUCCUUUGAGUCUAACACAGAUUCGAUUAGACGAAGCUAACGAACUCAUAGUCGUGUGCUUUGCCAACAAGAAACCUCGGUGCAACGACCCGGACAAGCAUGAUUUCAGCCGGAUUGGCUUAACUUGUAGGCUGAGGAGACUGACCAAUCACAUGGGCAGCAUGAGAUAAUGUUUGAGCCGUGCAUUGGUUUAACUUGCAGGCAGAGAACACCUGCUAUCCUAAUCCACUUCGCAUUUCAUAUUUCAGCCGUGUCUCUGGAGGAGCGCGUGCAUUGAUAAACAAAGGGAUAAGUAUAUUUUUCGUCCUCGAACUCUCUCCAAAGUAUAGAAAUCGUCCCUUAAUUCCAAAACCACCAAAACUCAGUCCCUCAACUAUUUAAACCGGAUAAUUUUCGUCCCUCAUAAUGCCGAAGGUGGUUUUGGUUCAACGUGAACAGUAACUUUGUGAAUAGUAAUUCGAAAAAAAUAGCAAAAAAAUCACAAAAAUCUGAGAUUUACGGCAUUCAAGAUACUCGGUUGGGCAAAGUGUGUGCAAAUUUUUGUGCAGUUUGGAAAAUCCAGAAGCUCGUGACAGAGAAAAAAGAAAAAAUGUACG